This is a messenger RNA of Juglans regia (Persian walnut), 1235 nucleotides long. Its product is annotated as histidine-containing phosphotransfer protein 4-like. Bases 545 to 979 code for a protein of 144 amino acids. Gene Ontology annotation, biological process: phosphorelay signal transduction system; cytokinin-activated signaling pathway; phosphorylation. Gene Ontology annotation, molecular function: protein histidine kinase binding; histidine phosphotransfer kinase activity. Lineage: Eukaryota; Viridiplantae; Streptophyta; Magnoliopsida; Fagales; Juglandaceae. The record is from RefSeq and is a predicted model, not a curated record. Gene Ontology annotation, cellular component: cytoplasm; nucleus. The transcript has 8 exons.
AUACAGUGUUGUUUAUAUAGGCAAUAAGAAGAGCCCAGAACAUUCGGGCAAAUUAUCGAAUACGUGCUGUGCAUGAUGCACACUCAUGCUAGUCUAUGUCAGAGGCAGUUACAACAAGAAUCCUCACUACAAACAAAUCACAAUGUGUAUUUACGUAAGAGGGCAUAACUAAUCUUGGGUUUGUUUGCCAUCUGCUGAGUUGUAAAUAUUCUGCAAUGGAUGUUGACUGGUUUGAGUGCCACGACAGUGAGUUGCUGAGCUGGGAGAGAUAUUAUUGGUGCUGCUGCUAUUACUCUCCAAUACAAGAGGAGUAAAGGAGAAUCCCUUUUGUAAUCGUCUUUCUUCUAUCAUCUUUUCGCGCGGCGAGAAUUAUAAAGAGAUGGAUAGAGCAAGAAUCCUGCUAAAUUAAUUAAAGGAACGAGGACCACCGUACAUGAAGGACCACCGUACUGCUAAUAAUUUAAAGAGAUUGAAACUAGAGAUCGGAUCAAAUCCUUGCGCAGAAAGUUGAAAACUUCUUCUCCAAAAAGUUACAAGAACAUGCAUGAUUACGAACGCCCUUCAUCAUGUGGUGCUCACAAAGAAGGGGUACCUUGAUGAGCAAUUUAUUCAGCUUGAGGAGUUGGAAGAUGAUGACAACCCUAAUUUCGUAGAGGAAAUGGUGACAACUUUCUAUGCUAAUUCUGCUAGACUUCUACAAAACAUAGAGCAAGCACUGGGUAGUCGGCCUAUUGAUUUCACUAAGCUGGACAAUUACAUGCACCAAUUCAAGGGUAGUAGCUCAAGCAUAGGAGCCACGAGAGUGCAGAAAGAAUGCACACUAUUCAUGGAAUACUGCGAGGCAGCUAAUGCAGAAGGAUGCAUUAGGACUUUCCGACAAGUCAAACAAGAGCAUGCAAGUUUGAAGACGAAGCUGGAAGAUUAUUUUAAGUUGGCACGACAAGGUGGACCAUCAGCAGGAGGCCAAGCCGGCCGAUAAUUAAAUGGUAAUUGGCGAAACCUCAUACACGUACGGACUCAUUCUUCAUAUAUAUAUAUAUAUAGUUAUAUGAACAAAAGCUCAUAUUAUCGAGUAGAACGGAAGAAUUUCGCAGAGUUUCCGUGUAUUAAUUAGCAGUAUCAUUAAUUGUGUUUACUGAUAAGCUUGUAAUCAGCUUAGCUAGCUAGUCUAUAUAUUAUGAUGUUGAUCGGCCUAUGCGUGGCUUAUGUUUUCCUUCCAUUUAUAUUAUGAUGUU